ACAAACGCGUCAAAUGACGCAGAAAAAAAAUUAAAAAUGGCUGCCGUCUUGUCGUAGAAGCAAUGCAGAAAAAAUCGUUUUUCCAGCAGUAAUCUCGUAAUUAAUGGACCAAAAGUUGUACAAAUUGAAUUCAGAAUGAGCGGUCGUUACUACGACUACGACAAAGGGUCGUCUCGAUCCACGCGUGAUGAUUCUAGGACGUAUAAGGAGCGAGAAUGGGAUGAAAAGGAACGACGACUGUCGAGGUCCCGGUCGAGAUCUCCUCAUCAGAAUUCGCCUUCCAAUUCAAGGAAGAAACGCUCCCCUGAAAGGUCCUCAAGUAGGUCCUCUAGCAGUAGAGACAAGGAAUAUGACGGUAAAAAGUAUACAAAAUGGGAUACUCGUGAGCCAGAAGAAGUACCGGAGCCGCCACCACCGCCCCGCAUCAGUAAAAUAUCCAUUGGGUUCACAAAACCUAAGGCUCCAAUUAAGAUGAGCAUUAACACUACCAAAGCUGUGGUGCCAAAGCCCUCGGUAGCUUCUGUUUUCAACACUGAUGAUGAUGAUGAUGAAGAACCUGAAGAGAUGCCUGCAGAAGCUAAGAUGCGGAUGCGAAAUAUUGGAAGAGAAACACCAACAUCAGCUGGCCCAAACUCCUUUGGCAAAACUAAACAAGGUUUCUGUGACGCCAAAAAAGUAUUUGAAAAGAACCUCAAGCAUGCCUUGGAGUUGGAAGGAGGGGAGAAACCACAACUGCCCAAGUUCCCCCAGACAAUUUAUAAAAUCAAGGGCCCAUGACUUUGUUUGUAGUCUUGGUUAAGUUUUAUUGUAGUUUCUUCAUAGGAUUUUAGUUCAGCAAUUAGUAUGGUAUGGAGUCUUAAUUAGUAACACUCAAAAGGGCCUCACAAGAUUACUGAAACUCUUUAAAGAACCAUGUCAGUGUUGAGAAACCACCUAGGAAGUCUCAUAAACUUAUAACCGGCAUGAAAGAUGUAUUGUUCGCAAUCAUCUAAUUAAACUAUUUAUUUCCACACUCACUAAAUGCGUAAUACUAGAAAACAACACUAUUUAAAGUUUUCAGCCUGCCCUGGAACUUUGUAAACACAUUUGCAUUUCAGGCCAUUUAGCAAAUUUAGUUAACUACAUAAUCCAUUACAAUGUUAUGCUACAAAAUUCUUUAAAAACUAAAGAAAGAACCAUUUUAUGUGCAAUUACAAAUACCAAAAUAUAAUUUUAUGAAUAAACAAUCCAUUAACCAUUGUAUAAUAAAAGCAUGGUAACUCCGUACAAAAAUAGCAGCGUGGCUUGUGUGUAUACACGCUGCCGCCGCGUGCCGUGUACGGUCGCACACCUGCGCAUUAUCUCGUGAUGCAUUCGCAUAGCAUCAUUAUUCUGCGAAUGUGUAUGUUAAUGCUGCUGCGUCAGAAUGCGGCGGCAGAACCAUUUCCUGUGGGGUGCGGACUAAGGAGUGAGGCAAGCGCAGGGAACACUUCGUAACAGUCCACCACGCCGUUCUUACUUACUUUAUUUAACACAAUUUUUAAUAUACCAAAAACUAUGUCAUUACAAAGUAUAUCCAUGAAGCAAAAGUUUUACUCGAAGACAUUAGAAACUCUCAGCUGAGUUGUUCGUCAAUAACAGCCCGGACACUACGUUCGUACACACGCGCGGUGUAUGGGGUGUACAUUUGUAUGGGGUUACCAUACUUGUAUUAUAGACCUAUGCAAUAAAAAACAUGAUAUAUUUUACUUUGCUACAAUAUGUCUGUUCUGUGCCAUCUACCUAUAAAUAAAGAAACAAGACUUUCAGCCAGUAUUAAAUAUUACAACAAUUUGUAUUGUAUACUAAGUCCUAAGUUAAUCAAUUACAGUAAAAGUAAAUAUUCUGAUUCACAGCAUUUAUUUACCCAUUGCCACAAAACAAAUCUAGCCCUAGCAGUGUCCCUUUCUGCUUGGCCGGCAUUGCCAUUUAAAUCAAACAGCCUUUUUCAUAUCUCUCUUCUUUUACGUAAUAGUGGUGCAAGGUUAGGCCAAAUUCUCAAUAGUACUUCCCUCAUUUGUAAUAGAAGCAAAUUUGAAUACCUAUAGACAGUUUAACUGCUAUAGUAGUACUUACAAGUCUCCAUACUGUACUUUCUUUUAAUUGUCUUGGUUAUAGUAAGUCUUAAAAUUAGGAUAAAAUACAUGAAAUAGUGAGAGUUUAAUAAUUAUGGUAUAAAAGCUUCGCAUACUUGAAAAGGACGGUUGAUAAAAAUUGGAUACAUGCCUUAGAUAUAGACGCCUGAAUAGUUGGACCUUGACAUCAUGAGGGUAUAAAGACAUUAUUCCCCAAUAUAAUAAUAUAUUUACGUGCAAGUCGAACUUUGACACAUUAUAACAACUAAAAUGUGUACUUGUGAUUUUAUUUGAAAACUGAAAACCCUCAUAUUUAAGGACCACUUUCUUUAAUAUAGCUAUAGUUGUCAAGAAUACUUUUAAAUUUAAUUACAUACAACAUACUUUACCACCUACCUAUGAUAUCUUACAAAUUAUCACGUUUUAAAAAAGUAAUUGCAAAAAAUUUACAUGUAUUAUAGAAAAUCAUUAAAUUAAUACUUUUAAUUUGUUAAAUGAUUAUCACUAAUUUCAGGUUUUAAUUUGUUGUAUUUGUACCUAAUACUAAUAUUUGGAAUAA
Molecule: messenger RNA, 2652 nt
Organism: Hyposmocoma kahamanoa
Lineage: Eukaryota; Metazoa; Arthropoda; Insecta; Lepidoptera; Cosmopterigidae
Product: PEST proteolytic signal-containing nuclear protein-like
Exons: 4
Coding region: 136-777 (213 amino acids)
Biological process (GO): protein ubiquitination; proteasome-mediated ubiquitin-dependent protein catabolic process
Cellular component (GO): nucleus
Source: RefSeq, a predicted model, not a curated record